AUGGAGAUGCCAAAGGCUACUUGUAUGAAACAAACACAUAGAAAACCUAAUCGAGAUAGCCCUGGAUUUGCAAAUUUAGUUCAACUCAAACGGAGUAAAAAAACUGUUGAAGAAGAAGAAAUCAAUGCCGCCGAAACCGAAGAAAUGACGCGAUUGAGAAAGGUCGGCACGGUAUUCAAUGUUAAGACCUUGCCGACUAAAUGUGGUUUUAACAAUCGUUGGUUGCAAAAGGAAAAGAAGAAAAGUAUUACCCCUCCUUCAAGAUCUCCUCGUAUUGGUGACAAACUCUUGACUGCAACAUAUCGAGGGGCAUUCGUUGAGCCGGGAAUGCUCAAGAUCCGUGAACGGAAAGAUUCUCAACCACCAACAGAACCAAGUGAUUUAUAUGAAACUCCAGAUGAAGACCAAUCAAUUCCAUCUGGUAGAAGAGGUAAUGAUCAUGAUGGUGUAGAAAGAACUCCGGCUGCCGGAGGAGAUGACGAGCAUGAUGAUGAUGACCAAGACAUGCCACCUGUUGGAGGAGGCAAUGGUGAUGGUGAUAACAAUGAUGGAGAUCAAUAUAAUGAUGGACAACGUGAAAUUGUUGAAGGGGAAGAGGAUAAAGAAGAGGAGGAUGAAGAAGAAGGUAGAGAAGAAACAGACAAUGAUCAACAAACUCAAGAUGCAACUACAACUGCAACCGCAACCGGAAGACCAGAUAGGGUUAUCAAUAAACCUUCUGAUUCCCACAUGCUUCCCAGUCACUUAAAAGUGCAACUGGAUCCAGGUCAGCCUCCAGUAGGGACCCCAGAAGAUGGUGGACAUGUUCUUUUUGGAUACAAAGACAUAUGA
Messenger RNA from Papaver somniferum (opium poppy), 831 nucleotides. Its product is annotated as histone chaperone RTT106-like. Bases 1 to 831 code for a protein of 276 amino acids. Lineage: Eukaryota; Viridiplantae; Streptophyta; Magnoliopsida; Ranunculales; Papaveraceae. The record is from RefSeq and is a predicted model, not a curated record. The transcript is spliced from 3 exons.